AUGCAUUUCUGGCGGCAUGGGAUCCGGGAGCCUCAGAGUUGCCUUCAAGAGUUGAUUCUCCAGGUGCUAUGUUUAGUGUUUGUGCCCCUGCAGGUGGACUACGUUUCUCGCCAGCUGCAGCGAGUCUACAAGCUGCACGCAGGACCGAUAUGGUCCCUCAGCGUGAGCGACGCCUUCUGCGCAACUGCGUCGGAGGAUGGCUUCAUUCGAGUAUGGCCUCUGACGUUUCAGAGUUGCUUCAUGCAUGUGAAAAGCCAAGAAGCGGCCGCCGUGGGUGUCGACGGAUCUGAAGAUGGCCUGCAGCUGCUGUGCACUGCCGCGGAUGGAAGCGUGGGAGUCCUGAAUCUGGGCUCUCAGCAAUACCAGCCCCUUCUCAGGACGCACGCCAGGCCUAUCAGGGACGCAGCAGCUUUCGAGUUUCAGUCGUCUGCUGACCUGCCGACGCGGGUAGCCUGCCAUCCCCUGGAACGCGUGCUCGCAGUUGGCUUCGAUAGCGGCGCUCUGCGAGUGUUUGACAUCGACGCGAAGCCUCCUCAGGUGAUGUUGGAAGCUCGGCAUCACUUGCAUUCGAUCUGCGGGAUCUAUUUCGUCCGAAAUGCGGCCAGGGACCACCGCGAGAGCCACGUGGAGCAAAGCCGCUGUCUCCUCGUCGCCGUGGACUCCUGUGGAGCCAUUUCGAUCCACGACGAGCAGCUGGAGUACCAACUAACACAGCGCAUCGAAAAUCCUGGAGUCCACCUACCGCCGGGAGACAUGCCGCCUCUUGCCUUCAGUCCUGGUGGGGAGAUUAUGGCUCGUUACUUCGAUGGCCGUUGCAUCUGCUGCUUCGCAUUCCCAUCCCUUCUUUACAAAGCGAAAGUUUGCCUGCCUCGGCCUGCUCGAAGGGCCAGCGCAAGUACUCUCUCGGCGCUGCCCUACACUGCUUCGGCAAAACAAGGCUCCACUGAAGGCGGCGCACAAAUUACUGCCUAUGGCUUCGUGGGAAGCGAUCAGGGUGUUUUGGUCGUUUGUUCCAGCGAUUCAAAGAUGAGGUUCUACGACCUAAGAGAAGCGUCAGGACCCGACCCUUGUCCAGACUCGCCUUUUGACGAAGAAGGCCACUCUUUCACGCCUCCCUAUUGGUCGCCUCGGAGUGUCACAGCCGGCGCAACUCAGCGGAGUCGGAGCUGCACUCGAGGCGGCUGUACACCUAAGACUAUUAGUCUCUCCGGUCGGCCCUCGACGGGCUGCAGCGACGCCAGCAAGCGUUGCUCGAGCCUGAGUCAACGACCUGUGCUUCCAGCUGCUUCUUGUUUUGGUGUCCUGUCACGGUGUCUCACCUGCAUACGAGAAAUUCCCCUCAUGAGCGGCGCCAUCACAGCGGCGAUUGUCACGCACUUUGAACUGGAUUCCCAACGGGGUCUCAUGAGAGAAGAGGACAACGUGACUGCCCGAGCGAAAGAUGCGUUUCCUCAAAUUGCAUUGACGGCUGGGACGGAUAAUAUUGUCAAGCUCUGGAACAUGGAUGCGUCGCCAUGUCUCGAUAGUCCUCGGCAAAGGAAAGGGCAGCUGUCAUUUGGUUGGUCCGCUUGUCGUUCCUCCCGGCCCUCCUCGGGUGUCGUCCCAGGCGUGUCUCCCUCUUCCCCCUCUCGAGCUCGUUCUGUUUUUCCUAGCCCGGUGGUGAACGAUCUUCCGCCCUUCCAGUCAUUCAGCGGGCACCUGGGAACGCCUUUCAGGCUCUUUGUUUGCGGAGACCUCGUCGUCUCCGUCAGUUCUGCCGAUGUGGUGCUUUGGGCGUUCCAGCACCGCGAGCUGGAGGCCCUUGCUGCUCAGUGUGUGCCUCUUCAGUUUCCUCAGUUUCGGCCCCCUCUCUGCGUCCACGUGGACGCCGCGAGAACGAAGAAGAACGGGGAACGAUAUGAGUCCCCGCACUCUCUCAGUCUCGGCAAGGACCUGUCCGGUCAAUUUCCUGUCUGUCGUCCAACUCCUGUGUCUGGCAGGAGCGUAGUGGUUUUGCCUUCCGGCCCUCGCCACGCCACACGUGGCGGAGAUACCCCUGACUCCAGUGGGAUGAACGGGACCGAGCAGGCGCCAGGAAACCCGCUGCGUCGAAUGGAAGCUUCAGUGGCGCAGGCAGCACUUUGCUGCUCUUCCCAGUCCUCGAGUUCGCACCCGCUAGCUUGUCGUUCUCUCUCUGCUGACAGCAAAACGAAUACGCACUCCGACCUGAGAGGAGCGCCAGCGUCCGAGUCAACUAGUACAAACGGAGGCCGACCGGCCGCCUCUACAGACUCAGAUGGACGUUGUCAAACCGAAGAAGUCAGAUGCGUGGAAACUGACUGCACCUACGUUGAGGUCAUUGAGCCUGGCGACACCUCACGCCUUCUCCAGCUGCGGCACAUCGUUGGGGCUACGGUUGCAACUAGCAGAGGCGGAUGCAUUUGGAGACCUCUGCAGGGUCUCCUUUGUCACGCAGUGGGCGACUGGGUUUUAGUGGAGCGUUUGGAUGUUCGCAGUCGGUGCGACUCAGAGGGAAAGUGCCUAGGGCUUCUUCCCGCUCAGUCUUCUGCGGCUGCUUCCCUGGAAGGGGGGCCUUCCCGCUGCAUAUGGCGUCGGUCGUCUGACCCCCUUUUCAGAGACUUGUCCCGUGGCUCCGCGUGUCCAGCUAGUUCCUGCGAAAAGCAGAAUGGCACGCGCAUUUUCCCCUUCAAUCGCAAGUCUUCUGCGCCAGGACCUGGCGGAUUUCACUCCCGUUCCCUGGGUAGAGAGGCGCCUAAAAGCUGCCACGCCCGCUGCGUAUCGCCUCAGCCUAGUACGUCGCGAACGGGCAUCAGGAAACGGAAGGAAGACAAAGACUUUUUCGGUCUCGCUUGCGAGAAACACCGGGCCGCGCGAGACCAUUUCAGUGUAUGUAGGGAUUCUCGUCUCGGACUGGUCUUGACCAUGGCAGUCAACCAAAAAGGCACAGUUCUCGCGACUAUCCAUACAAGUCGAGUCCAGCUUGAGGAAGUAAAAGGGAAAUUCUCCGGGGAGGAAGAAGAGCGAGGUUUUGACAAGAUUCUCGCUGUGUGGCGCCUCGACGACUGCAUGAUUGCUCGGCUUGUAGUUCUUCCUCGAGCCUGGUAUUCCGAGUCGCCGUCCGGACAGGAACCCACAGAGGCGGGGAAGCCCGUCUCCCCUGCCCUUGCUUUCUGCGGCACCGAGUACCUCGUUGUGGCGAGCGCCUCUAGCCGUCCACAUCUUGAUGUCUAUCUCCUCAGUGAUUUCCUUAAAGUCACGCCUGAUUUGGCUUCUCUCCCGAUCCCUCCGCUUCAGCCCGCGCCUGUUGUCGGUACCGCUGUCGACACGCCUGUCGUCCGGCUGCUCACAUGCGCCAAGACUGAUGAUGUUGAGAUUGUUUACAUUUCUCCUCGCUCAACGAUAUUUUGGAAAGUCGAUCAUGUCCAUUCUUUGCAUGAGGAUGUGGAGCUGGAGCAGUGCCAUUUUGUGGAAAGGUCUGGAGGUGUGCGCUGUGGAUGCGACGUUCGCUCCACCUCAAGAUGCCUCGAAUGCGACGAUCAUGGACUGGACAUAGACCAUGGCCUGUCCCUUCACUUCCAAUUCGCCGACCUUCCCUGGCGCAUGAGAGACGAUCCGGAUCUUUGCCACACUACGGGUUGUCUGACACGUCGAUGUCCCUCGAGUCCGACGCUGUUACUGUUGGCGACGAACGCUGGCUUCGUGUACGGCGUAAACUUCGACACCAACACUCUGGUCUUUGAGCUUCAAGUUGCCACGGCUGAGCCCGUGACAUUUAUUGCCUGCGAUCGAGCCCAAGAUCUGUUUUGUGGCUUGGGGUCCACUCUGAAGCGCUGGAGCGUCGACCUCGUCUCUCUUUUGCCAAUACCAGGAACGGGCGAGGAAGAGGCCCUCCAGCAUUCCCCUCCCCGUUUGGCCCUCGUAGAUCUACGGGGCAGCACCGUCAGCACAGAGUUUCAACUUGACGGAGUGGUGAAGACUAUGCAGUCCGACGCUCAAGCAGCGGAGGCGGUUGUAUCAACAUCUGCGAACACAAUCUGGUAUCUCCAGUGGAACCAAAAGGCGCGCGUGCGGUUGCAGUCGGGGCACACGGGGCCCAUACGUUUCGUCUGUUCUGCCUACGGUUUGACAGUGCCUUGCAGUCGUCGGUUUCCCCGUCAUCAUUUCUCAGCCGAAGGGAAAGAGCAGUCUCGUGGCUCCGGUGGCACCGUUCCUUCUCAGUUGUGUCGUCUCGACAGUUCUCUCCCCUCUUGCUCCGAAAUCUUUGCGACUGCCGGAGACGAUCUGACAAUUCGUCUGUGGUCAUGUUGGCCGCGACCUCAGCAGGUCGCAAUUUUUUCUCUGAAGCAACGCUGCUGUGGACUCGCGUUCAUCCAGCCUGACGUCCUCACUGCGAUCUUCGACAACGGUUGUCUUCGUUUAAUCGACAUUCGCUGCUUCCGAAUCGUUGGCAGACUGCAAGCAACCCCUGAAGGAGACGCACCCACGAGUCUAGCAUGUGUCACGGAGAACCACGCCCUGGUUGCAACGCGGUCGGGAGUGGUCCUCUCGAUACAGCUGGUGACAGAGAAUCCUUCUGGCGUGUCUCCUAAACGGCUGCCUCAUAGCGGACCAGAAACGCACCAGAAAACGAUCAAGCAUGCCAGUAUCUCGAGGAUAACGGCGCUCCUUUUCGGCAACGUUGGGUCCACCCUGCAAUCCACGUGUUCACAAGAAGGCGACACGUCGGGUGAAAGUCCCUGGGCACCGCCUCCCAUCACCCACAUGGCUGUUUCCAGGGAAUUCUCGAAGUUGAGCAAAGAUGAAGCGUCUGUCCCUUGUUCUGAAAGAGAGCUGCUCUUUGCGAGGGUGGCCGUCACCACCAGGGGCGGCUUAUGUGCCAUUGGUACAUACGCCCCCAAUCGGUCUUCAAAGCACCUGACGUGGUUGACUGAUCAGAGCUUCGUGGUCAAAGUUUCUCCGCGUGCAGACCAGGGGCACUGUUAUACGGCAGAAAGAGCUGACUGGUCGCAAGCAGCUUUCGUAGGGGAAGACGCGUUGGUGAUUGUUCGUGCUAGCACUGUUUUUCUCGUCCGGAUUGCGGCAAAAGAGGUGGUGAAAAAAGUUCGCGUGCUAGAUCGAGUCCCGGAUGGCUGCCUCAACGAAAGACAAUGGAUGGUGGCUUCUCUUGCAUAUUUGGCGCAAAAGAAAGCGUUGGUCUUAAUUCUCAAAGGUGGCUCAUUUCUGGUCCUCGACGUGCCAAGUCUGUUCGCUUCUUCUGGUCCGUGCCGGAAUAUCCAUCCUUGUUUGGAUCAGGUCGUGGCGACGGUUCCCUCCACAGAAUUGCCUUCUUUCGUUUCUGUAGCUCUGAUUGGACCAACUCACGUCCUGGUGGGGGUCAAGGAAGUUGUCACUUCUGUACGAAUUGUCUGACCUUGGUGGUUGCACAUUAAGGCGCAAAAGAAUUGGCAACCGCAUCAACAGUGAUUAGGCAACAAGCUGACAUCACAUACUAUCGGUGUCACAUCUCGAAUCAGCACCAGCGUGUAUACCACGAGCCUUCAGAAAAGUGCGUAUCCUAUGUUGCCCACAUCACUCAUCGGCGACUACAACGGACGGAGCGCGGCGUUCGUCUCGAUGUAGGGUAGGGUGUGGUCCAUGUGUGCUGUUCAUUCUGGUUUCGACGAGUGGAUGCUGUACAGUGUAUUAUGGGGGGCCAGGCUCUUUU
Messenger RNA from Toxoplasma gondii ME49, 5704 nucleotides. RefSeq names its product WD domain, G-beta repeat-containing protein. The record is from RefSeq and is a predicted model, not a curated record. The transcript has 20 exons. NCBI's taxonomy places the organism in Eukaryota, Apicomplexa, Conoidasida, Eucoccidiorida, Sarcocystidae. Gene Ontology annotation, molecular function: protein binding. The coding region runs from base 1 to 5409 and encodes 1802 amino acids.